Polychytrium aggregatum is the source of this 2705-nucleotide messenger RNA. RefSeq lists its product as uncharacterized. The coding region runs from base 419 to 2482 and encodes 687 amino acids. The transcript has a single exon. The record is from RefSeq and is a predicted model, not a curated record. NCBI's taxonomy places the organism in Eukaryota, Fungi, Chytridiomycota, Chytridiomycetes, Polychytriales.
CUGCCUCCUCUGGAUCUCCCCCACACACGCAACCAUAACCCUUCAUACGAGCAUCAUAUCUAUUGCAUGCCGGUGCGGAUUAUGGGAUCACUCAAACGCAAGAGCAUCCGUUCUGCGAUCAGCUGUUAUCUGGGUUGCAUGAUGCCUCGGCAGCAAUCCCCGACCCGGCAGCAAUCCUCGACCCGGCAUCCUUUCACUACUUCCCUCCCCAACAUCCUCGCCCUGUUUGUUGAGUGACUGAUGCCGAUCUGCUCGGUGGGUCUGCUGCUUCUGGGGGACAGAGGUCCGCCCCGCCUCGGAUGGUUUCGUUGGGAGCUGGGCAGCGAGAGGGGAGUCCCGCGGGUUGCCUUGGCCCCUUCCAACAGCAACGGGACUGGGACAGCGACCAAGCCGAUCCGGCCUCCCUCUCCCUCCGGUCAUGAGUCUCUCCGCUGUGUCGAGUCAAGCAUAUAUAUCGCGGCACCUCCCGCCCAAGCGGGUUCUUGUCCUGGGGAUGCCGCAACCUCUAUUGCCGCUGCCGACCCUGCUUUUGGUCCGAUCCGGCCUCCUCGUCGUCUCCAGAGCGCUCCUUUGCCGAGCAAGAUCCUUCCGGCUCGCUGACAGAAAGCCCGUCGAAAGCGCAUCGUCUGGCCACACCCGGCGACAACAAUCCUCGGCAGCCCCUUCUGCAACAGGCAUCUCCAUCUCCAUCAUGGCCAAGCGCUCGUCAAGACCACCCAGUCUGCCGCUACCGGCCCUUCCUCCCGCUCCCACGGCCAUACCCAACACCCGCUCCAUGCCACCAGCUUCAGUCAUGCAGUAUGGCGGGCAGUCCGGCCGCCAGCUGCAAGCCUGGAUCAGCCAGCAAGUUCCCAUCGUCGCCCCAGACGGCAAAUCCAUCAUUGCGCCGCCUGUCCAUCUUGCUGCCCAACCCACCGUCGUCCCCAAACCGCCAGAAGGCAACUACCACGUCCUGGCUCCGCGCAAGUCGUCGCUUCCGCGCAACUACCGGGCAGAUGUACGUGGACAGCUCGGUCUCUCGAUUCCGGCCCGGGACGAUAGCCACUACCACGAUCUCAGGGCCCUCGAUGAAGCCGGGCCCCGCAGCUCCGGUACAAGGCGUCCAAGUCUCCCAGCCAUCCACAUGCCCUCAGUUGCUCCCAGGCGCUGCUCGUGGACCAGCAUUUCCUCGUCGCCCAACGACUACGAUGACAUUGUCCAGAACUACCUGGACGAUCCGGCGGAUCACAGCGUGCCACUUUCGGUGACAGCCGGCCUGGAUCCGAAUGCCAUCAUAGUCUCGGGCAACAACCAUAGGAGUCUGUGGCCGUCGUGUUCGGCCCGAUCACGGCCAACAUCGCCCGAAGCCGAAGCACCAGCACCCCGUUCGCACCAAACAAGCAUCUGGGGCACCAAGGCUUCAGGCGGCGAGCCACUGGCCACCCCGUUCAACACCAAGAUCGGCCUGCUUGCUCGCGAUCGCAAGGGAAGCGUCGAUUCCAACAUCGCUCGCAUCCGCAUUCCCGAGUACAGCCCGGCAGGUACGAGCACGCAGACGGCGGAGCUGGUGCCGUCGCCAACCAUCGCAUCACAUCGAUGCAAAAGCUCUCCGGCGGUCGGCAUCGGCUCGACCGUCAAUGAUGCAGUCACCCUCGUUGUCGGCAUUCAGCAGCUGCUGAAGCAAGUCAUUCAGAACGGCGAGAGUGCUGUGUAUGGCUGGGACCGAGACACAGAGGACAGCGGCCCCAGCCAUCCCGACCAGCACCCAGCUCGAUCUCAGCCUGGCUCAGGAACAUUCGAGAGCUUAGUGGGUGCCAGAAGCAGCGUCGGUAACUGGGCAUUCAGGUCAAGCUUUGGUGCCGCAAAAGCCGAGGGCCCCGAGGGUGACCGCAGCCAUCGGAUAGCGUCGGUCGGGUCAAAGCUCGAUGUCGCCAAGGGAGAGCUGGUAAUGGAGAAGGCCCGAAAGGGCCUCAAGACCUUCCGAAAUGCCAUCCGCAGUGGCUGGUUUUCGAAGCGGAAGGACAGCGACGACUCGAGCUCGGCCGAAUCGCCGAAAAUCCAGCCCGCCGCCAGCACCCGAUCGUCGACAGAGAACAUCUUCAAGCAAGGCACGGCCAACGUCGAAAUCGAGCUGGAGCAGUACAUGAGCACACGCAAGCCGAGCGAUGCGUCCUUGACGGGCGAGUCGAUGCCCGCAAUCAGACCAUCGGUCUCCCGGCAUGUGGAUUUGCCGCCUGAUCUGGCGGCUCUGGCUGUUCGGCAGCAGCGGGUCUACUACAAGUCAAUGCGUAUGCAUACGCAGCUCCAGUGUAGCCUCAAGCGCCUCAGCCGAACCCCCGAGGCGGCCUCGCUGCUUCGAAGCGCCGAGUCUGGGCCCAUCAUCAACAGCAUUCUGAGCGAUGACCUCAUGGAGCUCUAUAGGGACCUGGUCAACCACGACAUUGGCUUUGAUGAGAUGAUCGGCAAGUACUUUGGGCCGGAGCUGGUUCCCAUGUCAAAGUAACUCAAAGCCGAGAAGCAGCCACGGCCAGAGAGAGUUGAUCCAAGUCGCCUACAUUGGCCUAUACGGAUAGGGCUUUGCAUUAUAUCGCUUAUGGUCGGAUCGCCCCGUCAUGAGAUCGGUUGCGGUUGGGUUGUAAUAUUGGUGCCGUGCUUUGUCCCAAUCGAAUGGGCACACUUGCAUACAGCUUGUUCCAGAAAAAAACAAACAAACGGAAGUGUCCCUU